AUCUUUUUAUAUACAUAUAAUUGUUUUCUUUUUUUUUUUUUUUUUUUUUUUUUAAAUAAAUUGUUUCAAAAAACUUCAAUGCAAAUUAAUAAAUUGUUUUAAUACCAAAAAUUAUUUUCUUAUUGUAUUAAAAUAACUCACCCCAAUAAAUAAUAAUAGUUAUCAGUUUAUUCCUUUUACCAAAAACUUAAAAUUUAGAUUUUAAAACUUUUUGUAAAAAAUAAAUAAAGGAAAUGGGUGCAGAGGAUAAUAAAAUCACAAUACCAUCUUUUUUUGAUAAUAUUUCAGAACCUGAUGUUGGUUCCAAAGAUAUUGUUUCACUAAAGAAUACAUUUCAAACACCUUUAUCUCAUUAUAGCGCCCAAAGCAGUUCCCAAAGAAGUGACCAAAGCAGUUUAGAAGAAAAUGGUGGAGUUACAGAAGAUACAGAAGAUGUUGAAUAUGGAGGGGAUGCAACUCAUUUCCCAUCAUCAAUUAAAUUUAUUCUAGGUAAUGAAAUUGGAGAGCGUUACAGUUUUUUUUCAAUGAAAUCCAUUCUUAAUAAUUAUUUAAUUAAUUUUAUGGGAUAUCAAAGUAAAACUGCAGAGUCUAUAGGUCAUGGUUUUAAUGCAAGUGCCUAUUUUUUUACAUUAUUAGGGGCAUAUGUUGCUGAUGGUAGAUUGGGAAAAUUUAAAACAAUUUUAUAUUUUAGUAUUUUAUAUUGUAUUGGUGCAGCAAUUUUUGCAAUUACUGCUAUUCCAGGUGUAACAGGCAGUGGUCCAGGUAAUAGAUCGCCAUGGGGAUUAAUAUUAGGUUUAUCGGGUAUUGCAAUUGGCACAGGUGGAAUUAAACCAGUUGUUUCAGCAUUUUGUGGAGAUCAAUUUGGACCCCAUCAAAAAAAGCUAUUAGCCAAUCUUUUUCAAGUAUUUUAUUGGUGUGUUAAUGUUGGAGCUUUCUUUUCAUCAAUUUUAUCACCAAUUUUAAGAACCAAUGUAGGUUAUUGGUGUGCUUUUUUAGUUCCUGCCGGUAUUUUAUUAAUUUCUAUAGUUAUUUUUAUUGGUGGAAACAAGAAUUAUAUCAAAAGAAAGCCACAAGGAAGUAUUUUUUCAUCAUUGGUUAAAAUUAUUGCAGUUGGUGUUUCAGAGUCUACCAAGAAGCAUUUAAAUCCAAAUACUUACAAUGACACUUAUUAUCAAGAUUGUUGGGUAGAUAGGGCCAAACUUAAACAUGACCCUAUUAAAGUUGACCAAGUUAAAAUGGUACUUAAAGUAUUGUUGGUAUUUACACCACUCCCAUUUUUCUGGGCUUUAUACGAUCAAACUGGUACCAGAUGGACUACUCAAGGAAAUACAAUGAAUAGAAGAAUCGGUUCAAUAACAUUAGACACAGAAAUUAUUGGUGCCAUUAAUCCAUUAUUGAUUUUAAUUUUCGUCCCCAUUUUUGAAUAUGCUCUCUAUCGUCCAUUACAAAGAAAAAAUAUUAAUUUCUCGCCACUAAGAAAAAUGGGUACUGGUAUGUUUUUAUCUGUUAUCGCAUUUUUAGUUGCCGCUGCCCUUCAAUUGGUCAUCGAUAAUAGUUCACCAAAUUCAGUUCAUAUCGCAUAUCAAAUCCCACAAAAUCUCAUUCUUACAUGGGGUGAAAUUCUUUUAUCAAUUACUGGUCUCGAGUUUGCAUAUGCAAAUUCACCAAGAAGUAUGAAAUCAGUAGUUAUGGCUGGUUGGUUAUUAACAGUAUCCAUUGGAAAUUUAUUUGAUGUAUUCGUUAUCAGUUCAAUUAAAGCUUCAGAAUUUGUAUUAUAUAUCAUCUUUGCCGCUGUUAUGUUUGUUUUUAUUUGUAUUUUUGUAAUUAUAGCCUACAAAUUUAAACCACUAAGUGAAGAUCUUAUGAACGCUCUAAAUGGUCAAAAUCCAAAUAAUAAUCAAGAUGGAACAGAAAGUGUCGAAACAUCAACCGUUGACACUUCAACUAUUGACAAUUUAUCAAUUAAUGAUGAAGUAUAUAGUGACACAUCAUCAAUACCAGCACAUUACUCACCAAAAUCAAAAAGACAAAUAGAGGAAAACUUUACUAAUGAUCCAGAUAUUCCAUCAUCAUCAGCUACAAGCAGACGACCAACUACAGACAACAAUAGUGUUGAUUUGGAAAAACAUGAAACAGAUAACAGUAAUAGUCUAAACAAUAGUACAAAAAUAAGAAAUAGAAGUUUAAAAAAUAGUAAUGAAAGUGUUAUUAGUUUAAAAAACUUUUUUAAUGAUACUGAAGAUAAAUAAAAACAAUUUAUUAUAAAC
Molecule: messenger RNA, 2267 nt
Organism: Dictyostelium purpureum
Lineage: Eukaryota; Evosea; Eumycetozoa; Dictyosteliales; Dictyosteliaceae
Exons: 3
Coding region: 234-2249 (671 amino acids)
Biological process (GO): transmembrane transport; oligopeptide transport
Cellular component (GO): membrane
Molecular function (GO): dipeptide transmembrane transporter activity
Source: RefSeq, a predicted model, not a curated record